This is a messenger RNA of Pleurotus ostreatus (oyster mushroom), 1335 nucleotides long. RefSeq lists its product as uncharacterized. NCBI's taxonomy places the organism in Eukaryota, Fungi, Basidiomycota, Agaricomycetes, Agaricales, Pleurotaceae. The record is from RefSeq and is a predicted model, not a curated record. The transcript has 8 exons. The coding region runs from base 1 to 1335 and encodes 444 amino acids. Gene Ontology annotation, molecular function: oxidoreductase activity.
AUGCAGGUACCUCCGCAAGCGAAUACCAACCCGAACGCUAAGUCCAAUCCAAGAAUCCUCAUUCUCGGGGCCGGUGUCGCAGGUAUCACUGCAGCCCGAACGCUUUACCGCAACGGUCACCACAACUUUCUGGUAAUCGAGGCUCGAGAUGAAAUCGGUGGUCGACUCCGCUCGCACACUUUUGGGAACGGUACAACUAUUGAGUUAGGCGCGAAUUGGGUACAGGGGACUCAAGUAGGGGACGGACCGUCCAAUCCCAUCUGGGACCUGGCUAGGAAGCAUAAUGCCAGGACUGUGUUUAAUGACUACUCGAGCAUCACAACCUACGAUGGAUCGGGUCUUGUGAAUUAUACCAACGUUGUUGACGAUGCAGCAGAUAAUCUGGACAAAAUCAGCAGAUUGGCGGGCAAGAGAGUGGCUGACAAUCUUGUCGACUUGAAUGCUCGAGAAGGAUAUUCUCUCGUAGGAGCGAAACCUCAAUCAUCCCAUGAUAAGGUUGCGGAGUAUUUCAAUUUUGACUGGGAAUACGGGGAUACCCCUUCAGCGACCUCUUUGGCUGCCGCCGGGUUGGUAAGGGUAUCUCAAGGUACCUUCUCCGACGAAGCCCGACUUUCCAUUGAUCAACGUGGCUUCAAGGUCAUCAUAACUGCAGAGGCGAAGGAAUUUCUGCGGCCUUCUCAAUUACUACUAUCCUCGACGGUCAGAACCAUCGGGUAUGCACGUUCGGGCGUGCGGGUCACUCUGGCUAACGGGACAUUGAUUUUUGGUGAUUAUGUGCUCUGUACGUUCAGCUUGGGCGUGCUUCAAAAUGACGAUGUCAGGUUUGAGCCUGAGCUACCCGAUUGGAAGAUGGAAGCUAUCCAAUCUGUGACCAUGACUACUUACACCAAGGUAUUCCUGCAAUUCUCGCGCAAGUUUUGUUGGGACUUUAUGCCGACAAGGAAAGAGGACGCUAUCCUUCACGGUGCGGCCUCGCCUUCCACCCAUCGCAUCUUCUUGCUGACCCUUGACUCGCCAAAGGGCCAAUACAGCGAGCGUAUCGAGGCUCUUCCGGAUCAACAGGUACAGUCAGAAGUGAUGGGGGUCUUGCACUCCAUGUUUCCGAAGACAGAUAUUCCGCCACCUUCUGAUUUCUUUUUCCCUCGCUGGCACUCCGAUCCGCUGUACAGAGGAUCGUAUUCCAAUUGGCCAGCUUCCUUUACUCGCGAGCACCACGAUAACCUCCGCGCAAGCAUUGGCUGCGGUAAACGAAAAAGGCUUUGGUUUGCCGGCGAGGCAACGAGUUUGAGGUACUUUGGUACGUUCAGCUUUCUGAUGUUAUCUGUCAUCUAUUGA